UCAAAAUAUUAUAUUUCCACAGCUCUCUUUCAACAACAACCCUCUCUCAGAAAACGUAACCUUCCAUCUGACCCUGCUAGCUAGCUACUUAUUAUUUGCAUAAAUAUUCAAAUGUUUUGUCAUCCAUAUUGGCAUCUGUAAUCAAUUUCUCAAUAGCACAUUAACAUGGCAAUAAUGUACCAAGCACCCUCAUCACUAAUUCUUUCUCUCUUUCUCUUUAUUGGGUUUCUAUCUUCCACAUCUGAAUCUGCUCUAGUAAAGUACCAGUUUGAUGUCCAAGUGAAGAAUGUGAGCCGGUUAUGCCACUCAAAACCAAUAGUCACAGUAAAUGGAAUGUUUCCAGGGCCUACUAUUUAUGUCCGAGAGGGAGAUAGACUUCUCAUCAAUGUCACUAACCACGCUCAGUAUAAUGUAUCCAUUCAUUGGCAUGGUUUGAAGCAAUUUCGCAAUGGGUGGGCAGAUGGACCAGCAUACAUAACACAAUGUCCAAUCAAGACAGGUCACAGCUACACCUAUGAUAUCAAUGUUACAGAUCAACGUGGUACAUUAUGGUGGCAUGCACAUAUUUUGUGGCUUAGAGCUACCGUUUAUGGUGCCAUUGUUGUAAUGCCUAAACAAGGAGCUUCAUUUCCUUUUCCUCAACCCAACCAAGAAGCUAAUAUUAUCUUAGGAGAGUGGUGGAACACAGAUGUUGAAACAAGUGUGAACCAAGCAAACAAAUUGGGGUUGCCACCACCCCAAUCUGAUGCUCAUACCAUUAAUGGAAAACCAGGGCCACUCUUCCCUUGUUCAGAAAAACAUACUUAUGCCAUGGAAGUUGAGAGGGGAAAAACAUACCUCCUGAGGAUAAUCAAUGCUGCACUUAAUGACGAACUAUUCUUCGCCAUAGCAGGACACAACAUGACCGUGGUUGAAAUAGAUGCAGUCUACACAAAGCCCUUCACAACAAAAUCAAUACUAAUUGCACCAGGCCAAACGACAAACGUACUUGUUAAGGCUGACCAACCUCCAAACAGGUAUUUCAUGGCAGCCAGGCCAUUCAUGGACGCACCAGUACCAGUAGACAACAAGACAGUCACAGCCAUUUUACAAUACAAAGGUGUACCAAACACAGUCUUACCAAUCUUACCACAACUCCCACGUCCAAACGAUACUAAUGUAGCAUUCAACUACAACAACCAGCUCAAGAGUUUGAACACACCACAGUUCCCUGCUAAAGUCCCUACCAAAGUGGACCGUCACUUAUUUUACACCAUUGGUUUGGGCCAAAACUCAUGUCCGACUUGUCUAAAUGGGACUCAGUUUGCAGCAUCUUUGAACAACAUUACCUUUGUUAUGCCUCAAGUGGGGCUGUUGCAGGCUCAUUACUUCAACAUUUCAGGUGUUUUCAGGGCUAACUUCCCUGACAAACCUCCAGUUCCAUUCAACUAUACUGGUGCCCCACUGACCGCCAAUCUCGGUUCUUCUUUAGGGACAAGGCUAAGUAAGGUGGCCUACAAUUCAAGUGUUGAGCUGGUUUUGCAAGAUACCAAUCUUCUGACUGUUGAGUCCCACCCUUUUCAUCUUCAUGGAUAUAAUUUCUUUGUGAUUGGGAGUGGGGUUGGGAAUUUUGACCCUGCUAAAGAUCCUGCAAAAUAUAACCUUGUUGACCCUCCUGAGAGAAACACUGUUGGUGUCCCUACUGGUGGUUGGACUGCAAUAAGGUUCAGAGCUGAUAAUCCUGGUGUGUGGUUUAUGCAUUGUCACCUUGAGUUGCACACCAUGUGGGGUUUGAAAAUGGCUUUUGUUGUUGAGAAUGGGAAGUUGCCAAGCCAAUCAAUCUUGCCACCACCAAAAGAUCUUCCACCCUGCUAACCAAAACAAACGACACGUCGUUCGAUGGAGCUCUUACUUAAUUCAUUUUAUUUGUUCUGAUUUCAUUCAUUGUCGUUUUUUCUUUCUCCUUUCUUUUGUAGCAAUUCAUUGUCAUUUUCAAAUAUAUCUGUUUCUUUGUUCUUUUAGAAACAACAUACAUCAUGUCAUUGACUUCACAAUUGUAUAAUUAUGAAACUAUAGCUGAGAUUUGUAUGAGAUUGCUUCGUGUACGUAUAAUUAAUGGAAUCAAUAAUCAUUGAGAUAA
Messenger RNA from Cannabis sativa, 2119 nucleotides. Its product is annotated as laccase-11. Gene Ontology annotation, cellular component: apoplast. Lineage: Eukaryota; Viridiplantae; Streptophyta; Magnoliopsida; Rosales; Cannabaceae. The record is from RefSeq and is a predicted model, not a curated record. The transcript has 6 exons. Gene Ontology annotation, molecular function: copper ion binding; hydroquinone:oxygen oxidoreductase activity. The coding region runs from base 166 to 1854 and encodes 562 amino acids. Gene Ontology annotation, biological process: lignin catabolic process.